Messenger RNA from Symbiodinium necroappetens, 1434 nucleotides. The record is from the annotation of a GenBank genome assembly. Lineage: Eukaryota; Dinophyceae; Suessiales; Symbiodiniaceae.
AUGGUGAUCCGUGUUCUUUUGCUGGCCCGCUGGUCAUGGCUGGUUUUGCACCCGGCGCAUGCGCAGCAAUGUGGCCCUUGUGAGGACGUGGAGAUGACAGGUGUGAACCUUCUCCAGCGGAGCGCUGCGUCGGCGCGGCCAACCGCCAAGACCGAACAGUGUCUUCGCUUCAUGCACAUACCCAAGACAGGGGGCACCAGCAUCGAUGCAGCAAACAUCAAGCUCUCAGCGGGACACCAUGCUUUUGACUCCAUCAUGUUGCAAGCUUUCUUGCGUGCUGAUCCGGAUGAAGUUGAUUUGGGUGCAAUGUUCGACUGGGCGCACAGCAGCUCAGAGGCAUAUGAUAUCUUCUUCGCCACGCAUCCGGGCGCCAUGCGUGAAAUCCCGCCGAAUGGCCCCGAUGCGUGUGAGGAGGUGCACACCCCACCUUCCCGGAGUGCGGAGAUUCGGGAGUUCUUCCUGGAUCCGAAAUGCACUACCUUCUGUGCCGUGCGGGAGCCCCUAAGCAGAUACAUGGCAGCCUUUAAAAUGUUUCACAGGGAUUGCGAUGCGCAGUCUUUGGAGAGUCGCACAGUGGAACUCCUCUCUGAGCUCCGUUCGCGCCCAUACAUGAACAACUGCAUGUUCAUCACGCAAGCGGAGUAUGUGUAUGGUACAUCUGGCGAGAUUGGGGCAACCCAACGAUUCUGUCAGCGCAUCCUGCAUACCGAGAACCUGACAGAAGGCUUUGCUGCAUUGAUGGCCGAGUUUGGGCGUGACGUGAAGCUACCGGAGACUCAUUUUAUGGCCGGCUGGACGGACCACUGCAAAAUGACGGCUGAUGACCUGACCCCCGCAACAAGAGCUGCUCUUUACGAGCACUUCAAGGCCAGUGCCCUUCAACGAGCACUUGCGAAAGGACUCGCCAAGGACUUUCAGCUGAGCUCCCUGCCGCAAGUCUUGCAGAACAAUGUUUGCGUGCCAGCCGGAUGUUCCCGGCAAGACAUAGCGGACAGCGUGCUGCAACUCUUUUAUGAGGCAGUGCUGUUUCGUCACUGGUCUGCCACCACAGCAGUCCGCCGAAGCAGGAGUUUGCUGCUGAAUGUCGGCCCCUUCGUGAGUAUCCACGAGAUGGGACAUUGGCAGGAUCUCCAGUUGAACUUCGCCAUCCUCGGCGUGGACCACUGUGGGACGACUUCGCUGCAUCGGCACCUUAGCGAGCAUCCAUCAAUCGUGUUCUCAGAAGAGGGUGAGGACUGGUUCUUCUGGAACAAGGCGAGGCGGCUUCUCCCGCAUCGCUCGUGGAUCUCCGAGUUUGAGAGUCGAAUGGCCGUGGCCGCUGCCGCCAAGAGGACCUUGACAGGAUCUUCGCCCAGAAUUCGUGGAGUUGUUAAUCCACGCUUCUUCUUCAACGCGCUUCUGCGCAAAGCCCUCUCCCUCAUUCCACACCUGAAG